Molecule: messenger RNA, 744 nt
Organism: Trachymyrmex cornetzi
Lineage: Eukaryota; Metazoa; Arthropoda; Insecta; Hymenoptera; Formicidae
Product: protein takeout-like
Exons: 5
Coding region: 10-744 (244 amino acids)
Biological process (GO): multicellular organismal reproductive process
Source: RefSeq, a predicted model, not a curated record
ACAGAGAAUAUGUUGCUCUGCGUGGUCGGUGUAUUCAGUGCAAUAUUUGCAUUGUGCUCAGCUAGAGAAUUUGAACUCCCUCGAACAGCUAUAUGCAAGCGGAAUUCAGAUGAUUAUUCGACUUGUUUAAAACAAGCUGUGGAGGAGGCAUGGCCACGAUUUGUAGCAGGACUUUCAGAAUUUGACAUUCCACCUUUGGAUCCGCUUUUUCACAAAUACGAAAAAUUUGUAAUGAAUUCAGGCAACAUACGUGGAGAAUUAAUUUUGUCAAAUAACACUAUAACUGGUUUAUCAAAACUUCGUAUUUUAAAUGUAAGAACGUAUUUUCUUGAUGAUGUUUUCCGUUUAGAAACUGACAUAAACAUACCAAGGAUAUCUUUAAAAGGUGCUAUAAAAAUUAACUGUAAUUUAAAUGUAUUCAGAAUUGCUAAUGAAGGAUAUUAUAAUCUGACCUUGGAAGAUGUCAGCGGAACUACGAAUUUUACGGGACAUGUAGUAAACGAUACAUGGAUUGUAGAACAUUUCUAUUUUGUUCCGUCAAUUGGAAAGUUUAAAUUGUAUUAUGAUGAUGUGGUCAAAGAAAAAAAAGCAUCCACUGACGUCAUCAUAAAUUUUGUAAAUGAAAACUGGCUAAGCUUUUAUCCAGUGGCAAUGUCAUCCUUGUUCGAUAGAAUAGAAUUGCUUUUGAUUGACUUUGCAAAUAAGUUCUGCUCGAAAGUGCCUUUCUCAAAAAUAUUUCUAUAA